AUGACCAUUCAUAAAACAUCAUUAUCCAAUGUUGGCUCACCUCACACAUGGCCAGUGCUCCUUGGUGCACUUCACUGGCUUAUGGAACUUGUCAAGUUGGCUCAAAAUGUUAAUGACACCAUCGACGAAUGUCUGUUUCCCAUGAAUGAUGAGGACAAGUUGUAUUUUGAUUACCUUGAGAAAGCGUACGAAGCGUUUAUUUACGGUCAAGACUUAGAUAAUCUGGAUGAGUACACAGAAGCACUAUAUGAAGAACUGAGAAACAAGAAUGCUCCACUUAUUGCUGAAAACGAAGAGCUGAGUCACGAAAACAAGCUACUGGAGGAAGAACUGGCGAGACUUGAAAGUGAACCGGUAGGAAAGAUAUUGUGUCGUGAAAUUUUGAGAACUUCAAAUUGCUUAUUUCUAAAUGUGAGUGUGAGCAAAAUAAUCGCAAACGGUUGGGUACUUUACGUACAUGUGUGA
Xenia sp. Carnegie-2017 is the source of this 465-nucleotide messenger RNA. Its product is annotated as kinetochore protein NDC80 homolog. The transcript is spliced from 5 exons. Gene Ontology annotation, biological process: attachment of mitotic spindle microtubules to kinetochore. Lineage: Eukaryota; Metazoa; Cnidaria; Anthozoa; Malacalcyonacea; Xeniidae. The record is from RefSeq and is a predicted model, not a curated record. Bases 1 to 465 code for a protein of 154 amino acids. Gene Ontology annotation, cellular component: Ndc80 complex.